UGAAUAUUGUGAAACCUAAAACAACCCUUCUAGUGCAAUCCUCUACCUGUUCUCCCUGCUUUAUUGGAAAAGCUAUUCACAGUUCAAUUAUUUACGCCACUGGGUUCUCGUUGCCUCUUUAAGGGAUUGAAUAACAGUAUUUCUCUUGUAUCUAAAGGUGACAGCCCGUCAGAAGAUGGAGAAGGAAAAAUAUCAGAGAACAGAGAAUCCAUUGCUGGACGAAAUCCUUCAAAAGUAUCGAGACUGUUCGACAGACUCCAUCUCAGGUCCCAAAGGAUUUGGCGAGCGAGUUGGCAAAAAGCCUUGGCCUACUACAGACUCAAAAGAGAAGCAAGUUAUUGUUUCGUCUGUCGAUAGUAAACGAACACUAAAUCCUGUAUUGAGGUCAGUUACUACAAGAAUGCAUGUGCAGUUUCGUGAUCAAGGAACUCUGAAAUUCAAGGAAACUUUGGUAGACCAGUUCCCAUUGGCGUGCUUCAGUUACGGCGGAGAAAAGAGACUGUGUUUUAAAGAUUUGGUUGAUAAAGUUUUAAAAGGAUUCAGUACCCAGGCUAUCAAUACUGCACGCGAUCGUCUCCAGAUUUUCUGCCCUCGGUGCACACCUCAACAACUUGAGAUUCUCAAACUCGCUGGAGUGCUUCCCUGGUCAUGUACCUCUGCAGGAUUGAUCUCUAAGAGCGAUGCUUUUCGACUGAUUGGAGUUUUAACAUGUUCGACCGUCCUCGCCAGAAUUAACCGGCUAUUUUCGGUGGACAGUCUAGAGGUAUAUCACGAGUGUUUUGGCGGAUGUGUUGGAACACUUGAGAUAGACCUGUAUACAGAUCCUUACGCUGAAUGCGUAACCUGUUCACAGUGCGAUGGUAUUUUUUCUCCAAGAACAUUUGUCACUCAUACCCACAGUUCUGGCGAGGUACACACAUGUCACUGGGGGUUUGACAGCGCUCACUGGCGUCUUUACUUGAUGCUUUGUAAUGAUCACCCUACUAUACAUGUUCAGAUGAUGUGGGAAAUGCUAACGAGUAAAUUCACCGAGGGAAGCCGACGAAGGCUCAAACGGGAGUAUGUGGAAACAGGACUCGCAGACAAGGAAUACAAUUCUUCGCAUUCUGGAGAGUCACGGAUAAGUCCAUCUCUUCCGGAGAAGAAACCCAAAGAUGGAAGAAGUUCAGCAAGUCCUAAGGAUAAGGAAGUAAGCGAGGAACGAUACGUCUAUUGUUCUAAUGGAGUUGUUACAACAACAGGGGGGGAAAUCAUGUGCCGGAGAUCUGCAUUUAGACCCUGGUCUCCAGUGGGAAACAGAACAAAUGGAAGAACAGUCGAAAAUGGAAUUGGAACUCCUUUGGCAAUGUUAGGUCCUGUUUCGCCAGCCAGAAUUUUUGCCCCUUCGACAAUAUCUUGCAUCAACUCCGACUGCCAUGGUACCAGUCCUUGUUCUCCUAGGGGACAGUACGCUUACAAAAGUUCCCUAACAAAGUCUGACGAAGGUUCGGAGUCGAAUAAAAUUUCGGAAGUUAUUUCAACUCCCACAUCCAAGGACCCAAUGUCUUUAGAGAGAACAGCUAAAGAUAUGCUUGAUGUUGUGGCACAAAAUGACCACGGAUGGAAUGCUUUUGAAGAAGCCUAUUCGCAUAUAAAGAAUGGAGUAAAAGAAGAGGUCAAUGUUGACCGUGUCGUUUCAUUCAACGAGGAUAAUAUUUAUCACACUCUUCUUGGCUACUCUAAAAAUGGAGAGUUACCAAGUGUGAAAGAGCUAAGCUCUCUUCUUGCAAAAGACUUCAAAAAUCUUUUCAUUCGAAGUGAAGCCAAAACAAAGCAGGUUUUGCAAGAAAAAUCAGAUCUCGAGGACAUUUGUGAAUUUUCGAAGAGAGAAAACGCGAAAAAAAUGGAAGAGCUUUACGAAGAGCUUCGAAAGUGCAAAAAAGACUUAAGACUUUGCCAAGCUAGAUACAAAGAUGAAACACACGAGCAAAAAAAUAUAAUUAACGGUCUGGAAGCUGAAUUAAGAAGAUAUAAGUUGGAUAAAGAGGGAAGCGAAGCAAAUGGAUCGAACGAGUCUCUUGAAGUACUUCAACAAGAGGUACGAGAUAUGUGCAUUAAGUUGGAGCAAAAGGACAGUUUUUGUCGGGAACUGGAAAACGAGUUAAGUUCCAUGCACGCGUGGAUUAAAUCCCAGAGAUAUCAUCCGGCUUCCUCUUUUGUCUACAGCUAUGGAAGCCCUCGGCGCCCAGAGUCACGUACGGUCAUCAGAAGUGUACAACUCGUUAAUGGAAACUCGGAGAACAGUCCUGUCAAAAGUAAUGGAAUUGCCCACCAUGAUAGUUCAGAAGAAGAUAUGUAAGCUCUACAGACAGAAUAGAGAUUGGUUCAGUGAAUCUAAAAACAAUGAAUUAUAUCACUAACUGAUUCAAAAGUAUAGUUCAUGUAGUUUCUGCUUAUUAAAUGCGUGUUAAAAAAACUAAAGCUUUGAAUACUGGCAAAUAUCCUUUUUAGAUUCUCUAUUCUUCUCCUUCACUUUAAUUUUAAUAUUUCGAUUUUUUUCAAUGAGUCGAGUUGCCGGCGCUUUAUAAUAUUGAUUAAAGCAAAAACAGCGCUUUAUCAAAGACUGGCAAGCUGCUUAGAAUCUUGAGUUAGACCAAACAAUUCUUUUUGUUAUCUCCGCUUAUAAAUAUUUACAUUGGACUUUCCAUUAUAGUCAGACAUAACAUUCACGGCUCACUAUAGUGGUCGUCUGCGCCUGCAAGAACUUGGCAAAAGCUGUCAAGUUAGUGGCUAUUUUUAUCAGGAUAAGAUCGAUCAUCAAAAUCCAUGAAAGCAAUAUGAAAUUCAUCUCGAAUAGAUUGCGUUAAGAAAUAAAAGCGCUACCAGUCUAGGCGCUGACUUUCUAGAAAAAGAGAAUGUUAAAUGAUUAAAGAGAAAUGGUUUGGCAAUGAGUUCAGUUUGCGUGUGUGCGCUCACGGAGGCAAGAUUGUAGACAUGAUAAAAAUUGCGACAAAAAGAAUUGUUUUCUAAAUAGAUUUUAAUUUGUAAAUGACCUGAAGAGAGGAGAUAGUUCUUGUGAAUAUAUGGUCAGUCAAAACAGUAUAUAGACAGUAAUAAAAUACUAAGCAAAACAGAGACACAGGCGCAGUUGAUCGAAUAACAACCUUGAAUUAUUUAAGUACUAAACGAGUUAACACAA
This is a messenger RNA of Actinia tenebrosa (Australian red waratah sea anemone), 3178 nucleotides long. Its product is annotated as ski oncogene. NCBI's taxonomy places the organism in Eukaryota, Metazoa, Cnidaria, Anthozoa, Actiniaria, Actiniidae. Gene Ontology annotation, cellular component: nucleus; transcription regulator complex; cytoplasm. Gene Ontology annotation, biological process: negative regulation of BMP signaling pathway. The record is from RefSeq and is a predicted model, not a curated record. Gene Ontology annotation, molecular function: RNA polymerase II cis-regulatory region sequence-specific DNA binding; SMAD binding; DNA-binding transcription factor activity, RNA polymerase II-specific.